AUGAGCCGGGCACUUAUAUUGGGCUUGUAUAAUCCCCAAACAAACGAAAAGGGCAAUCAAAAGCUGCCGUCGGAGCGCAGUCACGUAGCUCAGUUCACCAAGGUCAACAAGGGCGGAAGCUGCAAAGAGCCCGGGCAAGAUACCCGACAGGGCCGGAAAAACAAGGCCGUUCCUUUUUCGGAGUAA
Molecule: messenger RNA, 186 nt
Organism: Pyricularia grisea
Lineage: Eukaryota; Fungi; Ascomycota; Sordariomycetes; Magnaporthales; Pyriculariaceae
Exons: 2
Coding region: 1-186 (61 amino acids)
Source: RefSeq, a predicted model, not a curated record